AUGACAGAGCCCCGUCGCUGCCUGCUGUUCGAAAAUGGUGCAGCUCUGGCAGUCUUCGGAGAUGAUGGAGAUCAUCAUACACGGCAGUCUGGCGACGAGCGUGGUAAUUCCGCAGUGGUGCUAGAGCCUUCCGGAGCAUGCUUCGCCGAAGUGCGCCAGGAUGGAACCUGCCACCGUCAGCUCUCGGACUUCUGCCGGCGGGACCUCAUCCCGCACGUGGCCGCUGUUUCCAGCUUCAGGAACGCCCACAGCCCCCGCCCUUACCUCUCGCAAAGAAUACACGCGACGCUCGAGCAGGAAACACACAGCAGUAACGGCACCAGCAGCAGCAGCAGCAGGCGGAGGAGGAGGAGGAGGACGCCGAGUCGCAUCGCUCACUGGCCGGCCGCCGCGGAGCCAACCUGCCGCCAUAGCACAAGCAACAGCAGCAGCACCUUUGUCGUUCGUGGCGCGGACGGGAGCGUCGAGGUCCGCGCCGCCGGCGGCAACGCCAGGCUCGCCCUCUCCGCCUCCGGCACGGUCGCGGAGGUGGACUACGCCGUCGCUCUUCCUCCGGGCCCCGGGGCCGCCGGCGGCGGAAGGGUGUGGGUCACCCGGCGGUUUUUGGUCGGCGGGUCGGCGGCGCCGCCUUUCGACGACGUGCCCCCCGAGUUCUCGCACGCGCUCUCUGUCGCGGUACGGGAGUCACGGUCCGCCGCCGCCGCCGCCGCCGCCGCCGCCGCAGUGGUGGAAACGGGUAGAAAUAGUGGCGGUGGUGGUGAUGUUUCGUUGGGGCGCGUGAGUCCGGCGGCGGCGGCGGCUGGGGGCACCGUGAGUGGAAAGGGCGGGGAGAGGGGGCUGGUGGCGGUUGAGCUGCCACGGCCGGAGGAACGGCCCGACCACGCCAGUUGGGACACGGUUCAGCAAGGGCCUAGCCUCGACAGCCACCGGGACCCCCUGGCACCGCUGGGGUACUACGGCGACCGGCGGUGGUGCGACGGUGCCGCCCCGACUUUCGCCACCCGCGCCGCUACCGCUAGUGCUUCUGCUGCCGCAGCCGGUGGCCGUCUCCUGUCCGUGGACGUGAUGAAGCUCGCGGGAGGCCAAGGGUACGCGGGGGAGCUGGCGGCCGUGGUGGAAUCGACGGGGUGCUGCACGUACCGGAUUGUGGUCGGUGGUGGAGGGCAUCAUCGGGGGGCGGGAGAGGGCGGCGUUGGCGUACACGUGGUCGUCCAUGCCGACGGGAGCGAGGUUUGGCUGGAGGGCGACUUCGUCCGCCUGGUUCGCCCUCCCGCCGCCGCGGGUGUGCCGGCGAUGACAGCAGCGGCGGCGGAAGCAGGUGGUGGGUGGACGAGCAUGUCCCUCGGCAACAUCGCCUCUAGAGCCAUCGCGCUGCGGCAGCAGUUCUUGCAGUGUAGCGGCAACCCGGCGGCGGCGGCGGCGGCGGCGGCCGGGAGAAGGGGGCCGGGAGAGCCCCAAGUCACCGUCAAGAUCAGGCCGUCGCUCGUUGUUGUACAACCGCCGUCGGCGCUUUCUUCGCCGUCAUCGUCGUCAUCGCCGGUUGAGGCCGUCGUGCGGAACGCUGCCGCGCCACGACCCACCAACAAACCCUACGCCCCGCCGGAAGAAGGAGGGGCUCGGUGGCUGGGAUCAUCUUCAUCGCGAGGAAGGAUGGCGGCAGGGUCCCCAUCGGUGGUGGAAUCGGUGGAACGCGGGGGCGCGUCGUUCGUCGCGUUCGCGGACGGACGGGCGCGGGGGACCUUCGCGGACCGCACCAUCGUGUGCCUGGGGGCGCCGUUUUUUUACCGCCCGCUUCGAGGGUCCCGCUGCGGCGUGGGCGGCGGGGGCGGCGGAGGGAUAUCCUACUCCGGCAGCGGAGGGCGUGGGGGUGUCGCGACAGCGGUGGUCGGGCCUGGAUGUUCAGACGAUGACGAGGAGGAGGAGGAAGAAGACCGGGAGGUCGAGUGUAUCCGUGCGGACGGGACGGUGCUGCGCCUGACCAGGCGCUCGCUGGACCGGCGAGGAAGCUUCGGCGGGAGGAGCGGCGGGGGUAACAUUCCCGCCGGUGGUGACUGCGGCGUUGGGGCGCUCAGGCCGUACGUCGUCGCCGUCCUCCGGUUCGCGGACUGGGCGGCGACCCAUCCCGCGGACCGGCGGGCGGCGGCGGGGCGGGAGGCGGCCGGGCGGGCGGCGGCGGCGGCCGAAGCGGAGCGAAACCGUCGCUUCGUCGACCUUCAGCUGUUAGCGGCGAAGAGGAGCGUCCCGCCGCCUCCCCUCCUGUGCUACCACCGCGGCGGGCUGGAUCCACGGGAACCCUACGAUGGGACUCCGUCCGGCGCGGCCGGGAGCAGGCGAGGCGGCCGCAGAAGCGGGGAUGAAGCGAGCGCGUCCCCGGGUUUGCGGCGGCGUGCGGUUGGGGCUUGUGGUGAGGAGAACGACGACGGCCAGUACAAGGAAAACAACAGGCCGAGGCGGCCGAGCAACCGUGUUGAUGUGUUAGAGGAGGGUUCCGGGGUAUCGAGGUGGGGGGGCGGCGACGGGGGUCGUCAGCGGAACUCGCUCGUAGCGGGAUUGUUAGAGGCCAACCGCAAGGUCCUGAUGGGAGAACACAUGUCGAGGAAGUUUGCUCAAGGGGAAACUGUUGUUGAAGGGUCGUUCGCGCGCGUUUUGAAUGGGCGGACAAUUCAUCCGAAGCAAACUAACAAGCGAGGAGGGAGUUGA
Messenger RNA from Ectocarpus siliculosus, 2700 nucleotides. Lineage: Eukaryota; Phaeophyceae; Ectocarpales; Ectocarpaceae. The record is from the annotation of a GenBank genome assembly.